AUGGAAAAUCUCCAAAAAUGGCGGUUCACAUGGGAAGCCCAAUCUCACAUCCCUACUCUCAGGCUCUUCCUCUUCGAUUCUCGCACCAAUCCCUCCCUUCAAUGCCGGAAUCUCCAAGUCCAUGUCAAUCUCUCGCAGUCACUGGUUCUCGUCUCCUGGUCCGACGACGUCGCCAAAACCUCGCUUAGGGUUCCGAUUCCUAGAGUUUUGGUCGACUCUGAAUCUCCGGUCAAUUUCAGAGCUUUUGACGAUCACAUUGAGGUCAAGCUCAUCCUUCUUCUCCCCGUUGGUCAUUCUCUCGUUUCCAACUUGGAUUCGAUUUUCAAUUCGUCUGGUGACGCAGAAGCUGCAGUCUCGAAUUCGUCGAAGUCGCUUUCUGUAGAUUCUGAUAUAAAGAGUCUUAUACCUUGUGGAGCAGUUAGUUUUUACUGCAAAAACUGCAAAUUUAACUUGGCAAGAAGUCCUCUCAGAAAUUUUGCGGAAAUGCCGUCAGUCAACUGGCGAGAAGUGGCUGACAACUGGUUUGGAGCUUGCUGCUGUUCAUUUGGCGGCAUAAGUGAGAAGUUGGUCACUCGUUUUGCAAAUUCCUAUACAUGUUCAAAGGGUGUGUGCCUCUUGAGCUUUGCAACUAUUACUGUUUGUAAGGAUGAUCUCGUUGAAUGCAAUUUCCCCAAUUCGAGCAAAGGCCAAAGUCACAAAACUGGACCAGAUUUGAGUUGUGAGCCUGAGUUUGGUGAAUCUACACUGAACUCAAAUCCUUGUAAUGAGAAAUCGAGUUUCGGAAAACUUGAGGAUGAGGAAGUUGGUGCGGAUGUUGUGUGCGUAGUUCCUGAAGAAGAAAGUAACAUUGACAGAUUAUAUAAUUUGCGAUUACAAUCGGAUUCAUCUGGGAAGGACGAUUUAGCAAAGGGCUGUUGCGCACAUCAUGUGUCUGAAGCUCAUACAGAGAACCAAAAGCUUGGUCAAAGGGAUGUUGAGUGGGUUGAAUAUUUAUGUCCCCACUGUUCAACUCUUCUUGGAGCAUAUCCUUGCGGUAAUGGUUUUGCACCUGUAGAUGGUGGAGUCAGACUCUUUAAAUGCUAUAUUUCCACUAGCUUGCCUGUUGGUGGAUCAGAAGAUUUAUUUAGAUGCGAUGACGGUGAUAAGGCCUUGGUGUUUGGGAACAAGUUCACGAAAGAGUAA
Messenger RNA from Morus notabilis, 1182 nucleotides. RefSeq lists its product as uncharacterized. The coding region runs from base 1 to 1182 and encodes 393 amino acids. The transcript is spliced from 5 exons. Gene Ontology annotation, cellular component: nucleus; ubiquitin ligase complex; cytosol. Gene Ontology annotation, molecular function: cyclin binding; ubiquitin protein ligase activity; ubiquitin conjugating enzyme binding. The record is from RefSeq and is a predicted model, not a curated record. NCBI's taxonomy places the organism in Eukaryota, Viridiplantae, Streptophyta, Magnoliopsida, Rosales, Moraceae. Gene Ontology annotation, biological process: protein monoubiquitination; proteasome-mediated ubiquitin-dependent protein catabolic process; protein polyubiquitination.